Molecule: messenger RNA, 2526 nt
Organism: Elaeis guineensis (African oil palm)
Lineage: Eukaryota; Viridiplantae; Streptophyta; Magnoliopsida; Arecales; Arecaceae
Source: RefSeq, a predicted model, not a curated record
UAGCGGUUUUUUUUGGGUUGGAGGAGGAACGACGAGAGCGAGAACCAAAACCAUGCGGAAAUGGCUCAGUAUCGGCAAGCAGGCGCGGAGCGUUUCUUGGUCCGGAUCCACCACGACCCCGCCGCCGCCGACCUCCGCCUACCUCACCACAAGCCCGCCCGGAUCCGCCGCUCCGGCAAGCCCCACCGCGGCUUCUCCGCCGCCACUAUUCUCGCCCUGACCCUCGCCCUCGCGCUCUUCGUCGCCCUCCUAUCUUCUCACAUCUUCUCCCGUCACAAAGAAACUGGAGGAAAAUCCGACGCUUUUGAUGGUGGUGAUGGCGGGAAUAAUGUGAAGACCGAUUUGGAAUUCCGACCCCGAUCCAAUCGUUCUUCAGUGUACUCAAAGGAGCUCAAGUUCGGCCACGGCUCCGGCACGAGCGGCCGGGAUUCGAGGUAUUGGGACCGGGACGACAGGCGACGGGACCAGGAUUACGGUGAGGAGAAGCGCGGUAAUGUUAAAAAAGAUCAGAUCUUGGGGCGGGAAAGCGGUGCAAAAGGGCAGCUUUUUGCUAAAGAUCGUCAGGAUAGGCAUGAUGAGAAGCGAGGAGGGAGUAAGAAUGGAGGAAGAUUGUAUAAUGAGGCAAGGCUGGCCGAGCUGGAUGCUUAUAAGAAGGAGUAUGAGGCCUCACGGACGAAUAAUGGGGAUAAUGGAGCGAAAGAUGUUGAUCCUGACGAUGAGUAUGAUGAUGGUUUUGAUGUGUUGGAUAAUCAUGAUGAUAUGAAACAUGAUAACGGGGUUCAUCGCGAUCAUGGUCAUGAUGGUGGAAUGGUUGGAGUCAAGAAAGAUGCAUUCUUGGAUGCAGGUGAGAAAGGUUCUACUGAGGUUUUGGGAAGAAUCGGUCGUGGGAAUAAGUUGGAACAGGGCCACACAUCUAGUUCUGAGAAGAAGUCAGGCUCAAAGAGGAAGCCGAAGCAUCGCAAAUCUUCUAGUUCAUCUUGUGAGAUAAAAUUCUUGAAUUCUACAGCUCUACUUGUAGAGCCCGUUGAAAACAAGAAAUUUGCAAGGUUUUCCUUGCAGUAUACUGAUGUUGAAGACAGGCCUAGUGGAUCUGAGAACUGGGAGCCAAGAUUUGCUGGCCACCAGACUCUCCAAGAAAGAGAGGAGUCAUAUUAUGCCCAUGACCAGAAAAUUAACUGUGGCUUUGUUAAAGGCCCUCAUGGAUCACCAAGCACUGGCUUUGACCUUUCAGAAGAUGAUGUGAGAUACAUGAGCAGUUGUCACAUAGCUGUAUCUUCUUGCAUCUUUGGUAACUCAGACCGUUUAAGAACUCCAUUUGGAAAGACGAUUACGCGUCUAUCAAGGAAAAAUGUCUGCUUCGUUAUGUUUGUGGAUGAAAGUACAUUGCAGACUUUAUUGUUAGAAGGCGAAAAUAUGGAUAAUAUGGGGUUUAUUGGUCUGUGGAAGAUUAUAGUGGUUAAAAACUUACCGUAUGCUGACAUGCGGAGAGUUGGGAAGAUACCAAAGUUUUUGUCACAUCGUCUCUUCCCUACUGCCAGGUAUUCAAUCUGGCUGGACAGCAAAUUGCGACUUCAGAGCGAUCCUUACCUCAUCCUAGAGUAUUUCCUUUGGCGGCACGGUUAUGAAUAUGCCAUUUCUAAUCACUAUGAUCGGCAUUGUGUUUGGGAGGAGGUGAUGCAAAAUAAGAAGCUGAACAAAUACAACCAUACUAUCAUUGAUCAACAGUUCGAAUUCUACCAGUCUGAUGGACUGAAAAGAUUUGAUCCCUCGGAUCCUAGCAAACUGCUUCCUAGCCAUGUCCCAGAAGGUUCUUUCAUCGUGCGAGCUCACACACCAAUGUCAAACUUGUUCUCCUGCCUGUGGUUCAACGAGGUUGACCGCUUUACUCCACGUGACCAGCUGAGUUUUGCUUACACAUAUCUGAAGCUCGGUAGGAUGAAUCCUGGGAAACCUUUUCACCUUAGUAUGUUCAAGGAUUGUGAAAGACGAUCUAUAGCGAAACUUUUCCAUCACAGAGCAGAAGAGAAGCGAAAUAACCCUGCACAGUCAACAAGAUGAGAUAUGAUUUCCUGAACAUUGGUGAAAGAAGAGGAAAGAGUUGUUCCUAUUCAAGUCAUCGUCACAUUCAUGCAUGUUGCUUUGGUUCAGCCGAUGCCUGGAGAUAACAUGGUCGUUAUCAUGGAUAUGCUGCAUGUUGAUGAGUGAAGCUGAGGCUGAAAAUCUGCACUUGCCCAUCUUUAGUUAAAGCUCUCUUGCUUUGGGAGGUCGGAAGAUCCUGGUUCUUGUGUCAUGUAUUUCAUUUGAUCAAGUAAAAUUUUGGCUUGGCCCCAUAUUCAUACAGGUGCUAUUCUUGCGGAUUUUUGCUUGUAUUUUGUGGCAGUUUGUAUAUUUCCGCGUCAUAUCAUUUGCCAGAUCAUAAUGAUUUCCAUGAUCCUGUGGACUUAGACUGCCAAUCUUGUAUCAUGUACAACUUUAUCAGUGUAUUGAUAUUUUUUAAACAGCCUUAUUGUUGCUUCUGAAGGCUUU